Molecule: messenger RNA, 1524 nt
Organism: Mobula hypostoma (lesser devil ray)
Lineage: Eukaryota; Metazoa; Chordata; Chondrichthyes; Myliobatiformes; Myliobatidae
Product: oligodendrocyte transcription factor 3-like
Exons: 1
Coding region: 263-913 (216 amino acids)
Biological process (GO): sensory organ development; axon development; positive regulation of transcription by RNA polymerase II
Cellular component (GO): nucleus
Molecular function (GO): E-box binding; protein dimerization activity; DNA-binding transcription factor activity, RNA polymerase II-specific
Source: RefSeq, a predicted model, not a curated record
UUCUCUUCCAUUCCCUGUUAAAUACCUUCACUCUUUUGCCAGUGCCAGGUUUAUUUUGGGUUUCACUGUCGCCAAACUUCUGACAAACUCUCACAGAUUGAGGAUAAAAAUCGGCAAUACUCGGCGGUAGGAGCUUGAAACCCUGGGUUACACCUUGGUGCUCGCGAGGAUCGAAGAAAGCCUGCUGCAAAGCCGAACGAACAAAGCGCUUGCGUGCUCAGUUAUUAAAUUAUUCCCAGAAACUGACUCUGGACUUCAGACCAUGAGCGAACUGCUGAAGUCGACAUCAAACGAACUGCUUGUGGUCACCUCCACCUUGUACAACCUCCCUCACAAGGUCGACCCUGCCGAUCGGUCACAUUCUCCCGAGGAGUCGCCCAGUCCCACCCCGUCUGCCAAAUCCAGGAGUAAGAAGGAUCUGUCCGAGGACGAGCAGUUCCUUCUGAGGAAAAAGAUCAACAGCAGAGAGCGCAAGAGGAUGCACGACCUGAACGUGGCCAUGGACGCGCUCCGGGAAGUUAUGCCCUACGCUCACGGACCGUCGGUGAGGAAACUGUCCAAAAUCGCCACUCUCUUGCUGGCCAGGAACUACAUCCUGAUGCUCACCAGCUCCCUGGAAGAGAUGAAGAGGCUGAUCGGCGAGAUGUACGGCAGGAGCGGUUCUACCUCGCGGCUCGCCCAGCUGCCGGUGCUGACAGCCGGCGGCUCGCUGCUGCUGGGCGCCGCUCCUUCGCUCCUGACCCUGGGCAGCCCGCGGCACUCGUCGCCGACCAUGAAGUGCCCCUUGACUCCGGACGAUCAGGCUUGUUUCCAGCAGUGGCCCGGGUCUCCCUGCGCUUGCGCUGCCUGCAGGUUUCACUGCAUCCCCUCCAGUCUCAACCCCCCCAGUGUCCAGACGAGAUUCCCCAAAUGAUGCUGGAAAUCGCCAAACAUCGUACUCGGACCUUGUUGGACGUUAUUUCAAAUACUCUAAAACUGUACGAAUGAAUUAAAAAGACACGAAUGAAUGGACUAGAGUAAUGCUAUUUUCUCUACAUUGUAAGCACUAUUACCGAAUCUCAUUGUUUAUAUUAAUGCUUAGGGAUAGUAGGUGAACUAAGAUUGAUGUCAGGGCCGACGAUCCUUCUUGCUCUCGGACUAAUGAAAGGAAUAUGCAGAAAGUUUUUCAAUGUGUCUAAAUCACCGGUAGUCGUCACAGUUUGGGUAGUAAGCUAUUGCUUAGUAAGUACAUCAUUAUGAAUGAAAGAGUCAAACGGACUAUUCGUUUUAUAUAAUUUCUUUCUGGUUGCACGCUAAUUACGAUUUAACAAGGCGUUGAGCUUCAAUUAACAACUGUGGUGAUAUUUAUUGUAUAAAAAUAAGCAGUAUACCACUUCUUGUUUCAUACCAUCUCAUUAAUACAUCACAUUCGAAGAAAAUACGCAAGAAACUGAACUGUCGUCGAUUAGUGUUUUGUUGACAUAUGUUCUAAUCCAAUCACGUGCAUUAAAUGUACUGUACAGUUGUAAAUAUAUGUAAUAAAUG